Strongyloides ratti is the source of this 1974-nucleotide messenger RNA. RefSeq names its product Major facilitator superfamily and Major facilitator superfamily domain, general substrate transporter-containing protein. Lineage: Eukaryota; Metazoa; Nematoda; Chromadorea; Rhabditida; Strongyloididae. Gene Ontology annotation, biological process: monocarboxylic acid transport; transmembrane transport. The transcript is spliced from 2 exons. The coding region runs from base 1 to 1974 and encodes 657 amino acids. The record is from RefSeq and is a predicted model, not a curated record. Gene Ontology annotation, molecular function: monocarboxylic acid transmembrane transporter activity.
AUGUCGAAGAAAGAAAAUAUUAAAGAGGAUGAGAAAGUUGAUCAUUUAAAGAUGGUGGAUCGUUAUGCAACACAUAAUGAUAAUGAGUCAGUUGAAAAUAUACUAGAUAGUAUUCCAACACCUCCAGAUGGUGGUUAUGGGUGGAUUAUUUGUUUUGUGGCAUUUCUUAGUAAUUUUGUUGUGGAUGGUAUCUGUUCAUCUAUGGGAAUUGUUAAAAAUGGAUUUAAAGAAAAGUAUUUAGUUAAUGAAACUGUUGGAAAUUUAAUUGGUUCACUUCUUAUUGGUUCAUAUCUUUUAGCGGGACCAUUUGUUGCGGGAUUGGUUGAUAAAUAUGGUGCAAGAAUGAUUGUUGUAACUGGAGCAUUUGUCUCAUUUAUGGCAUUUUUCUUUUCUACUUAUAUUAAUAUAUUUGAAUUGUUUCUAUUUAUAUUUUCAAUAAUUGGAGGAAUUGGUUUUGGUUUUAUAUAUCUUCCUUCUAUUGUUAUGGUAGGAUAUUGGUUUGAAUCAAAAAGAGCACUUGCUACAUCAUUAUCUGUUGCUGGAUCUGGUGUUGGUGGUAUAGCAUUACCUAUUCUUAUUAAUAAAGUUAAUGAUUAUGCUGGUUUAAAUGGUACUGUUAUAUUUCUUUCUGGAUUAAUUGCUUUACUUGUUGGUUUUGGUAUGUUAUAUCGUGAUCUUGGAUCUAAAAAAUAUGAUGAAAAUGAAAAAUUAGGAUUUUUUGCUACAAUUGUAUGGAAAAUUUGUGGAUAUAGAUCACCACCAAAAAAUUCAACAACACCAGAAGUUGAUGUAGAAGGAAAAAAAGUAACUAAUGAAGGUGCACCACUUUUAAAUAAUCAUCAAGAUGGUUCAAGAGUUAAUCUUUAUGAACAACAUAGAAAAAGAACCGAUACUAUGGGAAGUGUAUCAUCACAAAAACAUUUACAUAAACUUACUGCUAGAAGUCUUAAUCAAUCAUUAAAUAAACUUCAUCAAACAGGAUUAUCUCGAGCCUCCUCACAAUUGUCUGUUGCUCUUAGUCAUGUUGAGGCAAAUGAAUUAAAAAAACCCCUCUCCAGACAAGAUAUCUUCCUUCAAGGAUCAAUUCAAAAUUUAAAAGAAUUUGCCGAUGAAGGAAAAAGUAUGAAAGCUUACCGUCAAUCACAUCUAUCAAUAUCUGGUGCUGUUGUUGCUGAAGAAUUAAAAAAUGCCGUUGAAGGUGAAAAAGGGUUAAAUAAAGAGUUAGCUGUUAGUAAAGAAUCAAUUCAAUCAAUUAUAGAUGAUCUUGGAGGUGUUGAGGAUACCUCUAAAUGUAAAUGUAUUCCUUUAGCUGUACGUAAUAUGUUUCAUUCAAUGAUUGAUGUUGAAUUAUUAAAAGUACCAGAUAUGAUAUUAAUUGCUAUUUCUAAUCUUCUUGGUAUGCUUGCUUUUUAUAUUCCAUAUUUUUUUAUCAAAGAUUUUGCUGUAUCAAGUGGUAUGUCACCAUCUGAUGGAACAUUUUUAGUAUCAUUAAUGAAUAUACUUAAUACAAUUGGUAGGGUAUUUAUUGGUUGGUUUGCUGAUAAAAAUAUUAUUUCUGCCUUAAAUCUUACAAAUAUCUCUUUAAUUGGAUCUGGUGGUAUACUUUUUGCUGUACCAUUUAUAUGUACAACUUAUUAUAAUAGUGCUAUACUUUGGGGUGUUUAUGGUUUUGUAUCAGCACCAUAUAUAUGUUUAACAUCAAUUGUUUUGGCUGAUUUGUUAGGUGUUGAAAAAUUGUCAAAUUCUUUUGGUUUAUUAACUGUUGCCAGAGGAAUAGCAUGUAUUAUUGGUACACCAGUAGCAGGAUUUUUUUAUGAUCUUACCAAAGAUUAUGGUAUAUGUUUUUAUAUUGGUGGUAGUUUCUUUGUCUUAGCUGGUAUUGUAUCAUGUCUUAUUCUUUGUGUCAAAAGAGAUGAUAAAAAAAAAAAUUCAACAAUGGAAAAUAGUGAUAAGAGACAAAUAAUAAAAGAAUAA